Molecule: messenger RNA, 1071 nt
Organism: Chinchilla lanigera (long-tailed chinchilla)
Lineage: Eukaryota; Metazoa; Chordata; Mammalia; Rodentia; Chinchillidae
Gene: Mrpl50
Product: mitochondrial ribosomal protein L50
Exons: 2
Coding region: 84-560 (158 amino acids)
Cellular component (GO): mitochondrial large ribosomal subunit; mitochondrion
Source: RefSeq, a predicted model, not a curated record
GCCACAAGCUUGCACCUGAUUGGCUGGUCUGGACGCGUCGCCGCGGACCGGAGAAGAGUUCUGGCGCCCGGCUUUUCUCGAAUAUGGCGGCGCUGUGUUUGUCUGGCCUUGCAGGAAGAGGCUGGCCGAGGAUGGUUUUAGGGGCGGCAAGUAGAAAGUUUUGUUCUCGAUCCAGAAAAGAGAAAGAACCAGUGGUGGCUGAGAUUGAAGAAAUGAAAAAAGAACCUGUUCUGGUUUGUCCACCUUUACGAAGCCGAACAUACAUGCCACCUGAAGAUCUCCAGAGUCGUUUGGAAUCUCAUAUUAAAGAAAUUUUUGGUUCAUCUCUUCCCAGUAAUUGGCAAGAUAUCUCCCUAGAAGAUUGUCGUAUGAAGUUCAGUCUCUUGGCACAUUUAGCUGAUGACUUGGGCCAUGCAGUACCUAACUCCAGGCUUCACCAGAUGUGCAGCGUCAGAGAUGUUCUUGAUUUCUAUAAGGUUCCUGUUCAAGACAGAUCUAAAUUUGAUGAACUUAAUGCUAGUAAUUUGCCUCCCAAUUUGAAAAUCACUUGGAGUUACUAGUCAAUUCAGAAGAUAAACACAAUGAAAUCAUUUUUGUUUUCCUGAUGAAGAGGCAGCUUAUUACAUCUUUUAAUACUUUACCGGUCAGAAUUCUUUAAAUCCACUUCGUGUACAGUAGUACCAAAAAACGCACAUUUCUCUCCUCGUAUCAACAAAGAAAUAAUAAGAUUUUCUCUUUUCACAUUUGCCGAAACCAUAUUUUGUUGGAAUCAAGUUAAUAACUUAUGGAAAUUUUUUUCUUCAGAGAACACUGAUUAAGUUGGUCUUAAGAUAGGAAGCCGUCACAAGUUCAGAUGUUAGUCUUCAUAGGCGUAAAGCAGUAAUUGCAGGAAAAUGUUCAAUCCUAUUGAACCUCUUUAAGAUGGAAUUAUCAUAUAUGCUACAGAUACAAAUAAACAAACGUAUUAAAUUAGAUAUUAAUAAAACAAGUCUGUUGUAUGUUGUUGGAAGUUAUGUGUUUUAAUGUUUACUACAUGAGUACAAAUAGGAAAUAUAUUCUGUUCUGGAUUAA